AUGCCUAGUCAAGGGAAACAAGAUCAGAGCAACAAUUGUGCCAUGGAGGAUUCUACUAUGACUAUAGAGUUCCUCCGCGCACGCCUGUUGUCUGAAAGAUCUGUCUCCAAGUCUGCAAGAGCGAGAGCUGAUGAACUUGCACAAAGGGUUGCAGAACUGGAAGAACAGUUGAGAAUUGUCUCAGUUCAAAGAAUGAAGGCUGAAAAGGCAACGGUUAAUGUUCUUGCAAUUCUGGAGAGCAAUGGAUUGAGUGACGCUUCUGGGCCAUUUGAUUCAAGCUCUGACCAGGAUGAUGAAAGUGAAUUCGGCUUGGUUAAUGGGUCUUCUAAAGAAGUGCAAAGUUCUGUCAAUUCAAAAGCUAAAAACAGCGAGUCUGAUGAGCGCUCAGGUUCCGACGAGUUCAUCCCUUCUACUGCCAGAAGCUUGUCCUGGAAAAGUGGCAAGGAUGGAACGGGAUCUAUGAAAAGGUGCAAGGACCCAGCUCUGAGAAGUUCUAGCACCUUUACUUCUGCUUCGUCUUCUUCAAGACGCCAACCAGGAAAAUCAUGCCGCCAAACACGACGUAAAGACACAAGAGCUGGUGACAUGGAAAAGGCCAUUGAACAGCAAGCACAACUCAUUGAAAGAUAUGAAGAGAUGGAAAAGGCUCAACGAGAAUGGGAAGAGAAGUUCAGAGAAACUUCCAGCAGUGCACCGGAUUCUUGUGACCCUGGGAACCGCUCAGAUGUUACUGAGGAAGCUCCAUAUGAGAUUAACGAACAUCCACCACAUGCUGCUAGGACUAUCGUGUCCUCCAACCACGUGGAAAAAUCUGAAGCUGAAGAUUUUCCAAAAUUCCAUCCUAAUGGCAGUCUUCAGCAGACUGUUAACAAGGAGCACCUGAAGGUGCAAAAAAAUAGCAUUGCACCUACUUCGGGAUCCCGCUGUCACGAUUUUGCCUGCUCUUCAAUAGAAAGUAAGCAUAAUGAAGCUCAGCUUGCAAACAUCCGGAGUUCACCCUCUAGUAGCUCCCAUGAGCAUCCACAGACACAUGAUACAAAUGAUGCUCCUGGCAGCCAAUUGAAUCUUGACUUCGAAUCCAAUAGAGCCAGUGAUAUCAACAAAGAGAGAGCUUCUCAAAGCCAAAGUGAAGUACACGCAUUGGUUCCACACAAAGCACCAAAGGAGUUGGGUAUUCUGGAGGCUCUUAAGAAAGCGAAGCAAUCACUACAACAGCAAAUUGACAACAUUCCAUCUGCUGUAAGUAGCAGUCCGGUUGGAACUUCUUAUGCUCCUUCUUCUCUUCGGACAACAGCACCUGUGGACAAUACACCUGAAAUACCUGGAAGAUAUCCUGGACUUUUCAGACUACCAACUGAUUUUCCAGCUCCGGGUAGAAGUGAAGGAAACAAAUUCUCUUCUCUUAAUACAAGAUUGAGUCUGGAUAGCGAACUCUUGGGUCCCAGUAGGGCCGACAUCCUCAGCUCCAGUGCCAGAUCAAGUUUUGAAAACCAUCAUUCUGGGAAAGAAUCAAAUAAUCCAGAAGCAGCAGUGAGUAAUCAACUUGUUGCUAUGCCGCAGUACUCAGACCCCAAGAUGAAUUUUCCUACAGACAACCAUUUGCUUACCAGCAAACAAUAUCUUGAUGGUGCUUCUAUCCAGAGGCAACGGAUCGAUCCAUCCAUAGACAUGGGUUUACCUUCAAGUAUAUACCCUGCAUUCCCAGUUAGUCCUGUGUAUGGUGAUCUGAUGUUCCGGAUGCCUCCUUCAGAAGGUUUCUCAACAUUUCCUGGAAGUAGAGCUGCUGAUGGGAUUCUCAUUUCCCCAACAGCCGGUCCUGGGUAUGGCGAUUUGAUGUUGCGGAUGACUCCUUCAGAAGGCUUCUCGACAAUUCCUUCAGGUAGAAGAACAACAGAUGGGAUUCCACCUUCCGCCGACCGUUUCUCAUUUUCCAGUCCCUACUCUCCAGAUAUGUACAGAUGA
This is a messenger RNA of Linum trigynum, 1962 nucleotides long. NCBI's taxonomy places the organism in Eukaryota, Viridiplantae, Streptophyta, Magnoliopsida, Malpighiales, Linaceae. The record is from the annotation of a GenBank genome assembly.